Drosophila bipectinata is the source of this 2086-nucleotide messenger RNA. It is a transcript of the gene Ufsp2, whose product is annotated as UFM1 specific peptidase 2. NCBI's taxonomy places the organism in Eukaryota, Metazoa, Arthropoda, Insecta, Diptera, Drosophilidae. The record is from RefSeq and is a predicted model, not a curated record.
CUGGUAGUUUUUGCCAGCUGUGCAAUUGCGUUUUUGGCCCAAUUACUUCAUUUUAAUUUACUUAUUAAAUGCAAAUAUGCUGCCCAAACUGAAGAUUUCCGCCUUCCUCCUCAAGCGCCUGGAGCGAACGAAGCAACAAUGCAGCGGUUGUUUAUAUGGUGUCUUUUACGGCGACGGCACCUUGCUGCUCUUGAGUUUCAACCUGGAGUCCAGUCUCGGGCAGUUGAACUACGAGCACAUCCAGCACAGAUUCCCCGCCGAGCUGGACCUCUGCGGCUUGGUGAAGUUUGGAGACUGCACGGACGGCGAGGCACACCUUAAUGAGGUCAUCAAAUCGGUGGACAUCACCGACAAUCCCAUUCUGCUACAGUGCCAGCUUGGCACGUUGGUCGGGCUACGGGCCUCGUUUUUCGUCCAUGGGAAACUAGAGGAGGCGCAGUACGAAGUGAUGGAAGCGGAGCAACUUUACAACGACUUCUGCUUCACGCGGCUGAAGUGUGGCUACUUCCUCCAGACAGCCGCCACACCCGAGGCUGUGGCUCGGGAAAUGCACGUUCUGCGAAAAAGGGUGGCCGAUGGCAGUCUCGUGUUCAAUGUGCCCCAAACUAAAAUAUUCAUCAACAGCUGCGGGCCGUUGGAUGCCAGAUUCACCAGCGAAUCCCAGAUACAAGACCUUAUCAAUGCCAUUCCACCUCCUGAGCAGGAAAGAGAUGCCUCAGGAGGAGACAAGAAGAAGAAAGCUAGUCAGAAAGAGCCCGUAAAGCACCUGGCCCCGUCUGGUUGCGACUACGAGGUGAUUCCCAUUGACGUUAUGCGCUGCCGAAGUCGAGACGCCGUCACCAGGGACUCUCCGCCACACCCGGCGCUGAGUAUCGCUGUGAUCAGUGACGAGCAGAUCAAGGUGGAGGUCCCCCUGGAAAUCGAGGCCAUGGCCAUCCUCUGCCGGAAGACCAAGCUUCUGCGGCUGUACGACGUUCUCAUCGAGAGCAUCUGCCGGGCCCUGAGAUUAUUUGAGUUGAGCCUGGUGGAGCAUCUCACAGAAGCCGAGACUGGCAAGCUAUUGGUUCCCCGGAGCUACCAUUUCUAUCCUCAGGAAUUCGGGCAUUUCGUGAGCUGUGCCUACCUGGAGGGACUGGGAGAUGACGAUCCCAACAUGCAGGAGCGGCGCAAGCGAAUUCAUCGGCAGUUCGGGCUGCCUGUCAGCCGUCCUUACUUCCGUCGAACCAACCAGAUCCACUUCGACAUCGAAACAGAGGACGCUCCGUGGACGCCACUGCUUAACACCCACAUCGGAGUCCGUCCCAGCGGUGUGACUGAUGGCAAGGAGUACUUAGUAAACGGAAACUACCACUACUAUCACUACCUUCAGCAGCAGGUGCAGGACAAGGGAUGGGGCUGCGCCUACCGAUCGCUGCAGACGAUCUGCUCCUGGUUUCUCCUGCAGGGAUACACGAGUGCUUCCAUACCCACGCACUUGGAAAUACAGGAAUAUCUACACAAAAUCAACGACAAGCCGGCUUCCUUUGUGGGCUCAUCCCAGUGGAUUGGCUCGACGGAGAUAAGCAUGUGCCUGCAGGGAUUCCUAAACGUGGACUCGAAAAUAUUGCAUGUCUCCACGGGAGCAGAGCUGGCGACCGUUGCCUCAGAGCUGGCCAUGCACUUCCAGACACAGGGAACGCCGGUCAUGAUUGGCGGAGGUGUGCUGGCCCACACGAUCAUCGGAGUGGACUACUGCGUGCAAUCGGGUCAGGUGAAGUUCCUGAUACUCGACCCCCACUACACAGGCGCUGAUGAUCUGGCCACCAUCCAAAUCAAAGGGUGGUGCGGCUGGAAGGGAAUGGACUUCUGGGCCAAGGGCAGCUACUACAACUUGUGUAUGCCCCAGCGCCCAAUUCUAUACUAAGGGGUGUCCAUUUGCAUUUAGUUAGGAUGGGGUGGGUCGAUCUUCCCUAGGAGUUAGGACACAAGUUCUAAUAGUUUUAAAGUCAUGCAUGAGAUAGAUCCCAGCAUCCGGGAAGAUAAUAUGAAUUUAUUUUAGACAUUUAUUCUUGGCUUACACUGUGAUCUUUAUCCCCAUUUCGAUGUA